This is a messenger RNA of Pyricularia oryzae 70-15, 4862 nucleotides long. Its product is annotated as kinesin-II 85 kDa subunit. Gene Ontology annotation, molecular function: ATP binding; microtubule binding; microtubule motor activity. Gene Ontology annotation, biological process: microtubule-based movement. Lineage: Eukaryota; Fungi; Ascomycota; Sordariomycetes; Magnaporthales; Pyriculariaceae. The coding region runs from base 1229 to 4147 and encodes 972 amino acids. The transcript has 4 exons. The record is from RefSeq and is a predicted model, not a curated record.
UGGUUGUUAAAUGGUGUGCAAUCUGAUUUAUCCACUUCGAACCAGAUUUUUUCUGUAAUGGGAGUGAGUGGCUUGAGUGAGUGUGAAACUGGGUUUGAGUGACAGCCUUGAACUGGUAACGAAGGAAUCUUCAAGAGGGAGAAAAAAAAGAGCCUAGCCCAAUCGACGGAUCCUGGCCACCCUUUCCCCAAGCUGUGCAAGUCAAGCAACUACCAAAAAAGUCCGGGCAGUUGGUCGGCUCGUCAUAUUUCCUACCUCGGACAGCUAGCUCGGCACCUACCUGAUCUAUCCCUCGAGUCGCGUUGCCCCUCCCAUCAGCACCGUCGCCCGGGCAUAAUCUAUCGCUCAAGGAGGGACAAAGACGUUGUUUUCCUCUAUUGUCAGAGGCCACAGCAUCGUUUACGCCCACGACUACGUACCCUUCUCGCGGUUUAAUUGCAUCGAACAGCCAAAAACCCUUUACGGACUCGUCCGUCUGUUGUCGUGUCGUCGCGCCACCACACCCCGAACCAAACUGAUCGUAUCGGGCAGUCUUGGGCAACCAACUCUGAUUGUUUCCAACCACCUGAACCUGAGCAUUGACGAACCAAACCAAAGAUCUGAACCGCUCCAAACUUUGUGUUGAUCCUCUCAGAUCGUUGUUCGAUUCAAACCAGGUAACGCACCUGGACCUGCAAGACCAGAUCAUCAUCUGAAGUACGGACGAACACUAGCAAGUUUUCUCGGACGUGCGCAACCGUCGACUGGUCAGCUUGCAUCAUUUCCCGCAAGCUUACCUAGACCAUUCUAUGCGCGAACGUUUUGUCUCGAACUGUUGUUAGCUGCCAGUCACCAAGUCCCGACCCUGAUCCUGCCGUAUUAGUUACCAGGCACGAACCCUGGGCUCCCCUGGCUUUCUUUUGUGCGGGUGGGCUCUCCGCCUGGGUUACGCUGCGACGAGCAAAGCGGCUUCCAACUCACUUCAACCCAACCCUUACCGCCGACUACCACCGCCAUCCAGUCGCCGUCCGCUGCGCUUGCACCAGCGCCCGACCGCUCGUUCCCAACGCAUAUAGCAACACCUUCAUUCCGUUGGGUGCAUAAUUCCCCCAAAACAAAACAAAAAAAUUAAUGGACCCGAUCACCGGUGCACUGUACGAUUGAACUCGCAUCGAUUGAAUGCAGACGUCGAACCAUCUUUGUUAGAGUUAUAGCCGCUGCACGUACGCAAGCACGUCGCGCAUCAACAAUGUCAACCACCACCCUCCCGAGGGCGGCCAACGGGCCACCGACCUCGGCCCUCCCCGCCUUGCCCGUCGGGAAAACACGAAAGGCCGCUGGAGGCAUCGUCGCCCCCUCACGUUCAGCCAGCAGCACACCUAGGAGCGGCCUGCGCGCUCCAUCAACCUCCUUUCUUCCUCCCUCAACGCCAGCACCAACAACUGCGUUACCACAGCCGCGAUCGGUCUCUGGUAUUGUUGGCCCAGGUACCAAGACCAUCCGCAAGACAGUCAGCAUCAACUCAUUUCCUCAACCUCCUCGUGGCGAUAGCGGCCGUGCCAGCCUUCCACCCAGUCCCCUCUCCAGUGGCGCAUCCGCCGCCCGAAGACCGAAAACCGCGAUAAGUACAGAUACCCACACCUCGGGAAACACGCCAAGCCUGCUAAACGGCUCAGAAGGAAUAAAAUCUGUCCGUAAUGCGGGCGCCAGGAGCUCCGAUGGCUUCAUCAGUGUAGGAUCACCGCCACAGAGUCGUAGCUCAUCAGCACAAGACUCAUACUCAACCUCGGCAACGCAGUACGACGAUAUGACGGAUGGCACGCAACAGAAGUCAGGCGCCGGGGGCGAAAGCAAGAGAACAUCAAAAAUCGAUGGCAAGGGAAAUGUGAUAGUCAGCGUCAGGGUGCGACCUGAUGCGGGCUCUAAUGAUCACGGGAGGACAGAGGGAGAAUGGAUGGUCGAUGGAAGAAGGUCGCUCAUUUCAUACCGCGGCAAAGAGGGUGGUGAUUACUUCUACGAUAAUGUUUUCGCAACACACGACGACAACUCAAAGGUAUAUGAUCACAGUGCCAAGCGCUUGGUCAGGAGAGUCAUGGAGGGCUACCACGGCACUGUGUUUGCGUAUGGAAUGACGGGUACUGGAAAGACUUUCUCCAUGCAGGGUACUGCUUCGUCACCUGGAGUUAUUCCACUAGCGAUCACGGACAUCUUCUCAUAUAUCCGAGAGACACCCUCGAGGGAGUUUCUGUUACGCGUCAGCUAUCUGGAGAUCUACAACGAAAGGAUCCAUGAUCUCCUUAGCAUGCCGACCGGCGGGGUUGGCGGUAACACGGCUCAAGAGGAGAUCAAGUUGCGUGAGGACAGCAAGCGUGGAGUCUAUGCCAGUCCGCUCAAGGAGGAAAUCGUGCAAAGUCCGACCCAGCUGCUGCGUGUCAUUGCACGUGGUGACCAGGCGCGCAGGACGGCCAGCACACAGUUCAACGCCAGGAGUUCUCGAAGCCACGCUGUCGUACAGAUUGUUGUGGAAAGUCGGGAACGAGUACCGGGUACUGCUACGCCGGGUGGCGACAGCAAGCGGUCCGGCAUGCUUCCCGGCGGCGUACGUGUCUCCACUUUGAGCUUGAUCGACUUGGCAGGCUCAGAAAAGGCUGCCGAGAGCAAGGAGCGCCGUACCGAAGGCUCGCACAUCAACAAGAGCUUGUUGACUCUAGGCACAGUUAUCUCGAAACUGUCCGAAUACAAGGACAAGGACGGAAAGAUGUCUGACAAGGAUGGAAAACAUCUCCCGUACCGAGACAGCAAGUUGACUAGGCUGUUGCAAGGCGCCCUCUCUGGCAAUUCACUCGUCAGCAUUCUCUGUACGAUCCAGACUGGCGCUGGAGGUAGCGUGGCUGGAGGGAAUACACACGUCAGUGAGACGAUCAACACACUCAAAUUUGCAGCACGCGCCAAGAACAGCAUCGUCAGUCAUGCGAAGAAGGCUGAGGAAGCUCUUGGAGCAGGUGGCGAGGGUGGUGCGAGGGUUCUUCUUGAGAGAUACCGUAUGGAAAUCCAGGAGCUCAAGUCUCAGCUGAAUUCGCAAGCGAAGGGCAACAAGGGAAAGGAUACCGAAGAAGACAAGACAAAAGAUGUCGAGGAGGAAAAGGCUCGCGAAAAAGAAGCCGAGCAUCGCCACGAGGAGCAGCUUCUCGAGAUGCAGCUUGCGCGCACAGCACUCAAGGAGAGAAUCGACCAUCUGAACAGGCUGAUUUUGAGCUCCAAAUCGACAGGCGUCAACUCGAACGGGUCAUACAGCUCGCUGGGAAUGCACCCUCGAUCGUCGCUCGUCUCGGUUAGGUCAAUGGGUACAACCAGUGGGCGAUCUCUUCUGGAGAGGACAUCGUCAAUGACAUCAUCUUCUUCUACUCUUGGCCGACGCACCAGCAGCCGGCGGGUGUCGAGCAGUGUGGGAGAGAUGAAUGUUGAGGAAGACGACAGUCAUGGCGAAUAUGGAGACGGGGUAGCAUCUCUGGCGGCUCAAAACCGUGCGCUGCAGGCCGAUCUGACGGACAAGAACCGAUACAUCGCAACGCUGGAGAAGCGCUUGCUACAGGCUAGGAGGACAAGUUCAGCACGGGCAUCAGUCGGUAUGGGAGGUUCCAAGGGUAUCAUGGUCGGCGAGGACCACAGCGUAGCGACAGUAAUCAAGGAGAAGGAUGCCGAGAUUGCCGAGCUUCGUGCUCGUCUGGACGACAAGGAUCGGAUGCUGAGUGCACUGCGGAGCGCCGCGCGGUCGAGGGACAAUGCGGACCGAGUCGAGUCGCGGACCGAGAUGCGGACAUCACAGAUCAUGGACGGCAGUGCAAAAUCGCCGAGCGAGCCGCGCACAUCACAGAUCAUGGAAGGGCUAGCGAAGCCAAAAUCCCCGCUGGGGUCACCACCAAGUGAAGCAGCACCGUCACCGCCAUCGCUUGCUCGACAAAUGUCUGGGAUUAAGAAGCGGACAAAGAGCGUGGACGAAAUGAGCCGCAUACUUGAUGAGAUGAUUCAGGAUCGUGUCGAGAGUGGCCAAAUUGUUCGUGGCGUGCGCGGCAGCGUCAGAAUUGCCAGCGAACGAAAAGCCCCUGCCAUCCCAGCGGACGACCAGCUUAUGCAUGAACCGAAGCCUGCGUUAGCUUUGCAGGUCUGAAGCAUGUAAUGCUUCACUGACUGCUUAGCCUGGUAGCUUUUUCUUCUUUUCUUUUCUUUCAUACACUUUCCACGUUUUCUCCAGAGGACUCUCCUCUCUCAGAUUCUACCCCCGCGGGUUCACAUUGUUUCCUUCUCGGCACAAACAUUAAUGGGUUGUCUUUUGAAAAAGAAAAAACAAGGGGUUGGUGCUGUCUUUUUUCCUGGGAUGACUUAUUGAUCUGGAGUUGUAUUCCUAUCUUUGGGCUUGGAUUGUUUCAGUUUUUCUUGAUACCAGCUGGCGGCUAUAUAUUCUUUUCUUUUCUUUCUUAUGUCGGUGUUUUCCUUGUUCGCUGGCUGGUGUCGUUCCUAUACCCGACCUAAGAUCGUUUCCUUCUUGGGUCUUUCCCUGACUUUCGUUGCUGUUUUGGUUUCGUAUUUUCGCCUUGAUGUCAGUCAGUACGGGCUCGCUCUCUUUUUUUCUUCUUGCAAACUUUGGGCUGUAUUAUAUAUAUAUCCACGCUUAAAUAGGGGUGCAGUAGAGCUUUACAUGAUGGGAGUGUUGUCGCAAGUUUUGGUUGUUUGGGAGGCAAGCCCUUGCAAACAACAGAGGAAAAAGCGACAGAGCGAAAUAAAAAAAAAAGAGAAUUCCUUUCAGGUUGUGUGCCGUACUGAUGACACAUUUGUGCUCUCUCCCUCGAGCUUCACGUACUUGAGGUGAUACUUGGUACUGUAGU